This is a messenger RNA of Fusarium poae, 780 nucleotides long. RefSeq lists its product as uncharacterized. The transcript is spliced from 2 exons. The record is from RefSeq and is a predicted model, not a curated record. Lineage: Eukaryota; Fungi; Ascomycota; Sordariomycetes; Hypocreales; Nectriaceae. Gene Ontology annotation, cellular component: Golgi membrane; inositol phosphoceramide synthase complex. Gene Ontology annotation, biological process: inositol phosphoceramide metabolic process. The coding region runs from base 1 to 780 and encodes 259 amino acids. Gene Ontology annotation, molecular function: inositol phosphoceramide synthase regulator activity.
AUGUCUCGGCUUACUCGAUCCCUCCGGCUACCCCGGCCCAAGAGCCUCUUUGGUAUCACCAGCCUCCAGACUGGCACAGAGCUCAUUUCACUCGCUCUCGUCUUCAACAAAAUUACCGGUGUUUACGGACUUCUCGCCAUCCUUACUGGAUAUCAGCUAUCUCUCCUCCAACUCUCGACAUACGUUUACUCCAUCGCGGUCCUGGUAGGACUUGCCAUCCUUACUCCUCAUGUUCGACGACAAAGCCCUUUUGAGUGCCUGGCCCUUGCGUGGCUUUACAUCAUCGAUACCGUUAUCAAUGCAGCAUACACCGCAGCUUUCGGUCUGGACUGGUAUUUCUCUACUCAGCUCAACGAGACAAUCGAAUCCAAGAAGACGGAUCUACCAAACUUUGUGGCUGAGGGUAUGCAAGGCCUGCGAAAGGAGGCUGCCAUGCAUGGAAAGGUCGUUCCUCAGGAAACGGCUGCGAGCAUGUUGCUGAUUGUUGGCGCAACGUUGAUCCGUGUGUAUUUCAGCUUUGUCGUCAUGGCGUAUGCGAAGCAGGUGCUGCAGAAGUACAUGCAACUGAUGAUACUCGAGGGCCCCGGCGUUGAUGACCAGGAGGGUCCCUUCGCUGAGGAUCUCCCUGACGGUGAGGGCCGCCGGGGCCGCCUUGGCCGUUUGAUGGUUUCCUGCGGCCGGGCUUACUGGCUGGACAGCCGAGAGUCUGACGAAUGGGCCCCCAGCCUGGGAGGAUCCAACAAGCCAGCCGGCGCGGGUACCCUCUCGGGCGAGGUUUAG